Messenger RNA from Schistosoma turkestanicum, 1578 nucleotides. The record is from the annotation of a GenBank genome assembly. NCBI's taxonomy places the organism in Eukaryota, Metazoa, Platyhelminthes, Trematoda, Strigeidida, Schistosomatidae.
AUUGAAGUUAGAUAGAGAAACGUCAAUCAACUGUUGCGCUACUCUCGGGCAUGGUUGUCUUUGUAUGUUCCCAAUGCAACGCUACACUUAAAAAAAGUAAUGUACGGAAUCAUCUGCAAGCUUCCAAACGUUGCUUUUCGGUCUCGUGUGUAGACUGUCACAGAGAUUUUGAUAAAUUCUCAGUAGGAUCUCACUGUGUAUGUAUAUCCGAAAAAGAGAAGUAUGACAAAGCAAACUUCCUCAAGUCAUCCAAGAGUAACAAUGAUCAAAAACAGUCAGAGUGGAUUAAAAGGGUAGAAACAGCUAUACGAAAUUGUCAAUCUAAGAGACAUAAGUUUCUUCUCCAAAACCUCAGAGGCAAUUGUAAUGUACCUCAAAAGAAGAAGAAGUUUGAGAAUUUCAUGAGGUCCAAGUAUCGUGGUAUAUGCGCAGCAACCAUUGACGAGAUGUGGAUGUUAUUGGAACCACUUAAACAAAGAACAACUAAUACUGUCCCACCAACAUUAAAAAGGAAUUCAUCCAAUGACUUAAAAAGUGAUGAGCCUAAGUUAAAGAGACAAAAAGUGGAAGGCCUUCAUGAACCUGCCAAUAAUCGUUCAUCAGAAAAUGGGUGUCACUUGAUGUCAUUCGAACAUAUACGCAACAUCCUUACUGAAUUAGGUGGAAAAACAACAUUAUCAGCUCUGGGAAAAAAGAUCUACAGUACAUAUAAAACCAGUGUACCUUCCCCACAAGAAUUCAUGUCAAAAAAAGAGUUUAAGGCCAAAUUGUUAGAUGCCAUUCAGAGCUCGGAGUAUUUUGUUUUUUCACCGUCUGACGGUAUUGUCAGUAUGAUUAGUGAUGACUCAGUCACUAAAUCAGAUCCCCGUGUAAAUCCAGAUAUUUCUCAAGUCAAGAAUACUGAUACCUCCAUUUGUCAGAGCGAUGAACCCCACUGUUCCAAAAGUAUAAAACGGUUGCUGAUCACUACAAUAAACGAUGCUGGUGGACGAAUUUCUCUGAAAAAGCUUGUGAAAAGAGUAAGAUAGUUCUGUUGGGCUUCAUGUAGACGAGUGGCUGUUUUAAUUUAUUAAUAUGUCUGGAAAAAUCAAAUCAUUUUAAAAUAUGACAUGUGCUUUCGUUAUCCCUGUUUCUAGAUCACAUACGUAGAAUGUCGUGAAAUUGGAAUCAGAUAAAUGCUAACAUGUACAUCACCAGUAGAUUUCUGUUACUUUGGAUAUAGUUAGUUGCCUACUUUACAUUUUAAUCGCUGGUCAAUGUUUCGAAAAAGUCCUGAGCACAAAGCAAUGUAUGUUGUCUGAAGCCACAACAUUUCUAUCACCCCAAUCAAUAAAAGCUGUCUCGUCACAUUUUAUGAACUCAAAUGAUCCAAAUGAAGUUAAUCUUACGAAAGAUGAAGUGAAAAAUAAAGUUAUGAAUAAAGUUAAUAAAAGUCAGUCUAUGAAACUUUCAGAUGACGGUAAAUGGGUUGAACUUUGUACAUAAAUUUGUCUAUAUUAUUCCAUAUGAAGAAAAAAUGUAUAUUCAGUUUAAUGUUUUGUUCCUAUGUGAAUUAACAAAUCCAAUGUUAAACUUGUG